Molecule: messenger RNA, 1104 nt
Organism: Macrosiphum euphorbiae (potato aphid)
Lineage: Eukaryota; Metazoa; Arthropoda; Insecta; Hemiptera; Aphididae
Source: the annotation of a GenBank genome assembly
AUGAAAAAAUUAAAACCUAUUCAAACUAUAAACGAGAAAACAGAGACAGUAGUUGAUUUAACUACGAUUAGUGAUGAAGAGAAUCAAAUAACAGAAAAUAAUAUGGUCACCCCAAGAGCAGUAAAAACUGUAGAAACAUUUACGACGCCUGGUAGUUACUGUUCACCUAUAGAUAAAACACAAUUUAAAAAUGAUACUUACCCUAACAGACUAAAAAAAGAUGUCAAUUUUUAUAGAAAAAUGGUCAGAAACAAUGACACCAAAGACGAAAAAAGUUACGUAGUAGGCAUUUAUAAACACGUAAAAAACACUACAGAAUACACAGAUAUAUUAUUUUCAGAUUUUGAUACACUAUCCGAUUAUCGGUCGGAUGAUCUUAACAAAAUGUGGCUAAAUAAUUUUGUGAUAUCUAUUAUAUUGGCUAGUUAUUCUGUGAAAUAUAGCCAAAAGUCAAAUACCCAAAUAUUCAGAGCAAAUUUGGUUGAUUCUAUAAUUGAAAACCAAAAUUAUAAAGGUAAAGUUUCUAUAAAAGAAAAUAGUUUUCUCAUUAUACCUUGGAAUGUAGGAGAAACACAUUGGAUAAUAGCAUUUGUAGAUUUUUGUAAAAAAGAAUGUUACAUAUUGGAUCCAAUGGGACAUCCGACCGAUGAGCGUUUCAAGAAGUUGAUUAGGGGACUUAAACUGUUCUGUUCGUAUGGCGAAAAUAAAUGGUUUCCAAAAUUGAAUUUAAGUACCCAUAAAUUACAAAAUGUUCCGCUACAAAAAGAUUGGUACAACUGUGGAGUGUACAUACUAUAUUAUGCCAUAACAUUGAUGAAAGGAGAAUGUUUUAAUAAGCUUUUCGAACCUAUGGAAUAUAGGCAGUAUCUCAAGACAUAUUUGUUGGAAAAUUCUGAUUUCAUGAGAGACAUCUGCUUAUAUUGUGGCCGGACUGGUAAGAGUCAUAGAAUAGUUUGUGGUAAAAAAGGUGUUGAAUGGGUUGAGUGCACGGACUGCAACCGUUGGAUGGUGAUUGACUGUAUUCCUGAUGAGGAUAAAUUAGACACAACAGCACACUAUGAACAGAGUGAUUUUAAAUGUCUUUUGUGCCAGGAAAAACAUUAA